This is a messenger RNA of Closterium sp. NIES-65, 777 nucleotides long. Lineage: Eukaryota; Viridiplantae; Streptophyta; Zygnematophyceae; Desmidiales; Closteriaceae. The record is from the annotation of a GenBank genome assembly.
AUGUACAUCACGCUCUACUACAUCAUCACCCGCCUCUCUGACUCUCUUAGCACAGUCAGGGACCUCCCUCUUGCUCUUGAUCCCACAGACCUCACUGUCGACUUGCUUGAGAAGCAUCUCCUUGCAUCUGAGACCAGCAUAGUAGCUGUAGGCGCUUCUCGUGGCAUUCCUUGUACUCCCUUCUUUGAGGGGUGUUCCCCAUCCCCCCUGUCACCUCUGCCACUUCUGCUGCUGCUGUUGACUUCCUUCGUGCUGAGGAGGUUGGGGCUGCGUCUGCUCCUAGUGGGAGGCGCUGCAGUGGCAGGGGCAGGGAGGACAUGGUGGCGGGGGUGGCGGCGGUGGAGGCAGUGGUGGGGCGGUGGAGGCGGUGGAGGUGGCGUUGGUGGCGGUGGGGGUGGUGGUGGGAGUGGAGGCGUGGGUGGCGGCGGUGGGGUGGCAGUGGGAGUGGCGUCGGCGGUGGUGGUGGAGGCACUGGGAGUGGUGGCGGGAGCGGUGGUGGUGGUCGGGGUGGAGCUAUUCAGAGGGGAGGUUCUGGAGGCGGCCAACGGCAGCAGCAGCAGCGUCCGAGCGAGACCCCUUCGCCCCAGCAGCUUCGUGAGUGGUUUGCUCGGGUGGGGCGUCUGGGGUAGUGUUCGCUACCCGUAUGUUAUUCUCACAGGUGUCCGCACUGGUAUAGAGGCUGCUGCUCUAGGUGCUAGUGAGUCUGCUCUCUCUGGUCACCCCUCUCUGCCACGGAGGCGGGCAGAGAGGGGUGACCAGAGAGAGCAGACUCACUAG